This is a messenger RNA of Ruditapes philippinarum (Manila clam), 1112 nucleotides long. RefSeq names its product GTPase IMAP family member 8-like. Gene Ontology annotation, molecular function: GTP binding. Bases 128 to 877 code for a protein of 249 amino acids. NCBI's taxonomy places the organism in Eukaryota, Metazoa, Mollusca, Bivalvia, Venerida, Veneridae. The record is from RefSeq and is a predicted model, not a curated record. The transcript has 2 exons.
AUUUGGCAGAAUAUUUAGUAUCAAGGAAUAUAUCAGAAAAAUAUACAUAAUUCACUUGGACACAGAUAUAAGAUCAGACAGUCACAGUUGUUUUUGAAAAAAAUCGCUUGGAUUGUUUGAUUUUCAAAUGGAUAGAUACACAAGAAAACUUAUAGUUGUUGGGGAAAAUGGAAACGGGAAAAGCUCAACAUGCAACACACUUCUUGAAAAAGAAAUAUUUGUCGGAGCGAAUAGAGCACGCACCGCUCGAUGUGAAACCUGCUUUAUACAUAUGGGAUCAGUUAAUGUUUGGCUGGUUGAUUCUCCAGGGAUGUUUGAGCCAAACAGUGUCCUUGCAGAGCGUGCAUUGGAAAUACAAAAUGCAGUUACAGAGUGUGAAGAACCUCACGCUUUUUUAAUUGUGUUUAAAGCAGAUGCACAGACGGAUGAGCGCAUAAUACAAACUGUUGAUAUGCUUCGUCUUAUCUUUGGACAACAGGUCAUGAAUCACGCAAUUAUUGUAAUAACGAAUGCAGCUAAGUUCAAGUCUGACGCAGAUUUUCAGAAAUUCUACCAGACUGGUAAACUAAAGGAAAUAGUCAAAAUGUGUAAAGAGAGGAUUGUUAAAUUAGAAAAUAUAAGAUACACACAAGAGAGAAAGAAAGAAAUGGUUGAUGAUAUAUUUGCGGUAGUUGAUAAAGUAUCAAGAAUGGGAAAGCAUUGUUUUAAAAACAGUGACUUGGAAAUUCAUAAAGACAUGUUAGAACAGCAUCUAGCCAAGGUAGAUGCUGAAAAGCCGAUAAAUGAGCAAAUAGAAUUGAUGAAAAAACGACUUAAAGAGCAGCUUCCAUUGCAACAAGGCGACAGUGGUUACUAUGAUGUGGUAGAUGGUCACUGACAUUAAGCACAUUUAAAGUUCUAUAUAUAUGAACAAAGUUUUUACCGCCUCUUAUCCGAACAAUUUUUGUUCCAGCUCAAAGAUGCGUACGGGGAAUGAGAAACAGAUGCAAAAAGAUACAUAGUAUGGCAUGACUAGAUGUAGUUAUUGCUAUUUAUCUAAAUGUAUAUACUCGUUCCUUUAUAUAUUAUGGUACGCCCUAAGAAGUGUAUUUACUUAGAAAAAUGUUGUUACU